Messenger RNA from Cygnus olor (mute swan), 1992 nucleotides. RefSeq names its product coenzyme Q4 (gene COQ4). The record is from RefSeq and is a predicted model, not a curated record. Gene Ontology annotation, cellular component: mitochondrion; mitochondrial inner membrane. Gene Ontology annotation, biological process: ubiquinone biosynthetic process. The transcript has 7 exons. The coding region runs from base 2 to 838 and encodes 278 amino acids. Lineage: Eukaryota; Metazoa; Chordata; Aves; Anseriformes; Anatidae.
CAUGCUGCGGCGGGCGGCGGCGGCGGUGGGGGUCCCGCUGCUGCGGGCGGCCCCCGGUGGCCCAGGCAGAGCCGGGCUGAGCCGCGGCAGGCCCUGGGCCGAGCGGCGGGAGGAGGAAGAUGAGGAGGAGGAGGCGGAGGCGGAGGGGGGCUUCCCGCUGUACCCCGGGCACAUCCCCACCAGCCCGCUGCAGAAGGCGCUGCUGGCUGCCGGCUCGGCGCUGGCGGCCCUCCGGGACCCCUACAGGCACGACAUGGUGGCAGUCCUCGGGGAGACCACGGGCUGCCUGGCCCUGCCGAACCUGCGAGACAAGAUGAAACACCAUCCUGAAGGUUACCGCAUCCUCCAGGAGCGGCCUCGCAUCCGCCUCUCCACCCUGGACAUGGACCGGCUGCGGGGGCUGCCGGAUGGCACGCUGGGCCGCGAAUACAUCCGGUUUUUGGAGGAUAACAAGGUUUCUCCGGACACCCGCAUGCCAGCCAAGUUUGUUGAUGACGAAGAGCUGGCGUAUGUGAUCCAGCGGUACCGGGAGGUUCACGACCUGAUGCACACCCUCCUGGGCAUGCCCACCAACAUGCUGGGCGAGGUCGUGGUGAAAUGGUUCGAAGCCAUCCAGACAGGGCUGCCAAUGUGCAUCCUGGGAGCAGCGUUCGGCCCCGUCCGUCUCAACGCACGAAAACUGCAGGUCCUGGCUACGGAGCUGCUUCCCUGGGCAAUUCGGAGCGGGCGCAAUGCCAGCUGUAUCCUGAACGUCUAUUACGAGCAGCGCUGGGAGCAGAGCGUGGAGUCCCUGCGGGAGGAAAUUGGCAUCCUCCCACCCCCAGCUGUUCAAGUGUGAGAGUUCAAGCUACAGGGAGGGGACGGGGGAUCCCCUGUUGGCAGACAGCAACCACUCCCCUGCAGCACUCCAUCUCCUCCUGCCAUGCGAGCCCCGUGUGGCUCUGCCACCAGCUGCCCCUGUCCCAGGGCUGAGUUUUCUCCUGUCAAGAGCUGGCGCUCUCCUGUUGGUAGAGGCCACGCUGCAUCUCCCCCGGCCGUGACAAAACCUGACCCUUUGUGCUGUUUGUAAUUUGGUGGAGAGAUGGCAAGCCCUGCUGUGCUUUUGCCAGCUGAGUUUGGCUGCUCAGGUCCUGCUGGAAGCAGCACUCUGGAACUGAUGCUCUGAAAUGCUGGGAUGGGAAGGGAGCAGAGCUGGCGCAGAGCAAACCACCACUUUGGUGCUCUGCAGCUCUAAUGCUGCACAGGUAAAUCAGGUAAAUCCUUCCUCCCUCCCUCCCAGGGGUUUACAGCCGUAUGUUGGUGCUGGGUCAGAGCUAAACCUGUGAUUUGCAGAGCAGCCCAGGGGCAGGUUUGGUGUGCACAGCAGCCAGGGCCAUGCUGGUGCCCAGCUCCCAUGAUGGAUGAAUACAGGCUGUGUUACCACACCAUGAGUGCUUUUUGCCUCUGAGAGCAGCUUGGCGGUGCUCAGGGAGUUCUUUCAGACACAGUUCAUGCCCUGGCACGCAGGGAGAACAUCGGUGUCCUGGCGCAGUGUGCUGUGGCCCGGGGCAGGGUGGCUCAGCCUGCCUCCUCUUUCCUCUCUAAAAGCAGGCAGGGAAAUACCUCUGGAAGUUAUCCCUGCUGAAUCUGCUGUUGGAAAGAUCCCAGGCGGCCACUGGUCUCCCUAUAGUCCCUCCCCAUGAAAAAUGUGAAAUCUGCAUGAUUGUACUGGGUUUUCAGUAGGAGUUGUCCCCCUCUUAGAAAACAAAAUGGCGUGAUUGGGAAUAAGGGGCUGAAUCCUGGGAGAGCAGGAACGGAGGCUGCUGGGGUGGUUUGUGCUGGGCUGUCUGGGAGCUGAUUGCUGUGUGGGUUAAUUAAACAGCCACCCAGACUGCCAGUGGCUGGAUUGCAGAGCUGUGAAAUGCUUCAACAGAGAGCCACAAGGCAGGUGGGUCUCUGUACGUGGAGGCUUGCUGUUGAAAUUCCUUCUCGCUUAAUAAAAUCUGUGGUGGA